This is a messenger RNA of Psammomys obesus (fat sand rat), 690 nucleotides long. RefSeq names its product transmembrane protein 182 (gene Tmem182). NCBI's taxonomy places the organism in Eukaryota, Metazoa, Chordata, Mammalia, Rodentia, Muridae. Bases 1 to 690 code for a protein of 229 amino acids. The transcript is spliced from 5 exons. The record is from RefSeq and is a predicted model, not a curated record. Gene Ontology annotation, cellular component: membrane.
AUGAGACUGAAUGUGGCCAUUUUCUUUGGGGCUCUCUUUGGAGCUUUGGGGGUUUUGCUGUUUUUGGUAGCUUUUGGAUCGGAUUACUGGCUUCUUGCGACUGAAGUGGGCAGGUGUUCAGGUGAACAGAAUAUAGAAAACAUCACUUUCCACCACGAAGGCUUUUUCUGGAGGUGCUGGUUCAACGGCGUGGCGGAGGAGAACGACUCCAGCAUCUGGAAGUUCUGGUACACCAAUCAGCCGCCAUCCAAGAACUGCACACACGCGUACCUGUCCCCGUACCCCUUCCUGAGGGGUGAGCACAACUCCACCUCCUACGACUCUGCGAUCAUUUACCGUGGCUUCUGGGCAGUCCUGCUGCUCCUGGGGGUCGUGGCCGCCGUGACUGCGAGCUUCCUGAUCAUCUGUGCAGCCCCGUUCUCCAGUCACCUCCUCUACAAAGUUGGAGGAGGCUCCUACAUUGCCGCAGGCGUGUUCUUCUCCCUCGUGGUGAUGCUGUACGUCAUCUGGGUCCAGGCGGUGGCCGACAUGGACAGCUACAGAGCCAUGAAGAUGAAAGACUGCUGGGAGUUCUCGCCCUCCGUGCUGUACGGCUGGUCCUUCUUUCUGGCCCCCGCCGGCAUUGUCUUUUCCCUGCUGGCUGGCUUGCUCUUCCUCGUCGUUGGACGGCACAUCCAGACCCAUCACUGA